Molecule: messenger RNA, 1480 nt
Organism: Musa acuminata subsp. malaccensis (wild Malaysian banana)
Lineage: Eukaryota; Viridiplantae; Streptophyta; Magnoliopsida; Zingiberales; Musaceae
Product: cold-responsive protein kinase 1-like
Biological process (GO): protein phosphorylation
Molecular function (GO): ATP binding; protein serine/threonine kinase activity
Source: RefSeq, a predicted model, not a curated record
AGUCGGUCUCUCGCUCGGCCUUGCAGAAGUAGCAUGCUGCUGUGCUCCUCUCACUCUCUUCAGCCUUGCAAGACAUCCGAAAAUUGUCGGUUCGCAUUUGCUGCGACUUCUCACUUACUGGAAUCAAAAGAUUGAUCGCUGGUCGGAUCGCAUGUUCAUGACUUGCUUAUCUUUCUUGUUCAAAAGGAGGAAUACAUCACGGCAGCAAGCCAUUACAAAUUUUGGAGAUAUUCCUGGAAUGGAAUAUAUGAUAAUCUAUUCUUACAAGGAAUUGAGCAGUGCCACGGAAGAUUUUAGCCCUGGUAAUAAAAUUGGUGAGGGUGGUUUUGGUUCUGUUUACAAGGGGAAGCUUAAGGAUGGAAGAGUUGUUGCCAUAAAGGUGCUCUCAUCAAAGUCAAAACAAGGAGUAAGGGAGUUCUUGAAUGAAAUCAAAGUUGUCUCCAGCAUUGCGCAUGAAAACCUGGUGAGGCUGUAUGGGUUCUGUGUGGAGGGAGAUAACAGGAUUCUGGUCUACGAUUAUCUCGAGAACAACAGCCUUGCACACACACUUCUUGGUGGGGGUCACAGUAACAUACAAUUCAGCUGGGAGACGCGAUCCAGGAUCUGCAUUGGUGUGGCUCGAGGUCUUGCUUUCCUUCACGAGGAAGUUCGACCUCGUAUUGUGCAUAGAGAUAUAAAGGCAAGCAAUGUUCUUCUUGACAGCCAUCUCACUCCAAAGAUCUCUGAUUUCGGAUUGGCGAAGCUUCUGCCACCAAAUACGACGCAUGUCAGCACUCGGGUUGCUGGCACGAUAGGUUACUUAGCACCUGAGUAUGCCAUACAUGGGCAGUUGACGAGGAGGGCAGAUACAUACAGCUUCGGUGUUCUUCUCUUGGAAAUAGUUACUGGCAGAUGUAACACGAACACAAGAUUGCCUUGCGAGGAUCAGUUUCUCCUUGAAAGGACAUGGGGACUUUACGAGCGCGGCGAGGUGUUGAGCAUUGUGGACGCAUCUCUAGGCGACGAUUUUGAUGCUGAGGAGGCGUGCAGGUUCAUUAAGAUUGCCCUCGUGUGCACGCAAGACGCACCGAGGCUUCGUCCCUCCAUGCCCGCGGUCGUACGGAUGCUGAGAGGAGAAAGCAACGUGAGCAUGGAGAUCACCAAACCCGGCCUGAUCACAGACCUCAUGGACCUCAAAGUGAGACGACAGAGGGAUGCCGGUGACCCUGAUGCAUCACCUGUUGUGUUCACAACGCUCCACGGCUCGCCGUCGUCGUCGUCGGGGAACGCAACGGCAAUCAUGUCCUCCUCCACGGCAGCUGAGCUCGCCUGAGGCAGCACGUUUCGAAAUGAUCAUCGAGCUUAUUCCACCAUUAAAAAGAACUCCCCAUUAUGGGGAAUAGAAAAAUUAUAACUGGACAUGUCUUUAGUGAGUGAUAUAAAUAGGAGGCAUCUUCUUGUUUCAAUUGCUCAUCUAAUCUAAAAAUGGAUUCCGAGUUGA